UAGUGUCGAAGACCUCAGCCAUACGGCCGUAACAUUGACCCAAGGGUUGUCUCAACGAAUGAGUCGUUAUUGUGUGUGUUUCUUUUGUAGUUUUUUUUUUGUUGUACACAUCCUCUGUUCAAGUGACUUGGAGUUUCUGUAAUGAAUUCCUCAAUUACAAAGUGAAUGAGAUUAGAGAGCAGAUUGUCGACGACGACUCGUCACUUAAUAGAAUGAAUCGCGACGACAACCUAUGCUGGUUCCAUGGAAAAGUGUCUAGGGAUAGAGCUGAGCAAAUAUUACGCGAAGAGGGACAAGAAAAUGGAGUUUUUCUUGUGAGAGAAAGCAACAGUUCCGACGGUGACUAUGUUCUAUCAGUGCUAUACAACGAUGAUGUGUGCCAUUACCAAAUACGUCGUCACGGCGAAGACGCAUUUUUCUCCAUCGACGAUCAACAGCCGAUCCACGGAUUGGACUCACUAAUCCAACACUAUCAAGAAUCAGCGAACGGCCUGGUGUCACAACUAAAGUUUCUGGUAAAAUGUGAUCCACCACCGCAUAAUACACGCAGCCACGGCCGGACGAAUCUGUUGCAUCGUGCCACGAGAGAGGGUAAUCUAACGGUAGUGACGGAAUUGCUGAAAUGUGGUUAUCGUAAUAUCGAUGCGAAGAAUGAAGAUGGUCAGAUUGCGGUUCAUUUGGCGUGUCGAUUUCAGAACGAAGAAAUGAUUAAAAAACUGAUUGACAGUGGAGCGAAUGUUAACUGUCGGGACAGCGAUGGAAACACGCCGUUGCAUUACGCCUGUCGCACACAACCGGCAACGGUGGUGAGGAUGCUUUAUGAAGCAAAAGCUAAUAUUCAAGCGAGGAACAACAGUACUGGAUGCGUUCCAUUACACGAUGCAGCCAAGAGUGGUAAUAUGGACGCUGUUCGAGAAUUGUUAUCGCUUGGUGCUCCACACAUGCCGAGAUCUACAUUCGGCGAACUUCCCAUUGACUUUGCUAAAGAAGGCUGUUACACGGACGUGGAAAAGUUCCUGGAGAACUACGUUCCGCCACAGCCCACCGUCUACAAGUAUCAGUGGUAUCAUGGUACGUUAGACAGAUCUGAAUCGAUCAAAAUUCUUAAAGAGCAUGCCACAACCUUAGCCAGAUGUGCCGGUGAUCCUGAUCCGAAUCAGACCACUGAAGAAUUGGAGAGGAAUCAGGAAAUGGAUUUUUCGUCGGGUGUGUUUCUGAUACGGUACUCUGAAAACAGUGGCGACGACGUACUGACAUUGCUGUGUGAUUACCAGCCGAAGCAUUUCAUUAUUCAAAAAUAUCUUUCAUUUCUAUUCAUCGACGAAGGCCCGUACAUGCCGUCGUUAGAGCACUUGGUACAGCACUACAUGCACUUUUCGGAUGGUCUACCGAUCAAACUACAGUACGGUGUGCCGCCAAAGCCUAAACCACCACUUCCUCUUCCAUCGACUAUACCUCGGAAGCAGCGGAGGAAUAUUGUCCCAUUCAAUGCUGUUGACAAUUUGACACCGAAAAGGGACAGUCGAUCCAACAGUGCCUUAGAACUGAAUCUUCCCACCAAAUAUCCGCCGCAACGGAAUAUGUCAAUACCAUCGGACAAUCUGAUGAACACGGUGGGCAUAGCGAUUUCACCACCUGACUCGAAAACGAAAGGGAAAGACAAAGAUCGAAACAACGACCUCAAUUUCCGCAGCCUCAAAUUAAAAUCGCCGAAGAAAAGCAACAUCCUCAUCGAUGGCAUGAAGAGCUUGAGAAAAAGCAAGUCCAAGAAAACAGCCACAGAAACGACCGUUAAAGCUGACGUGGAGGAGAUACCGUCGACGUUAAAGAAUUUGUCAUUUUCAACCGAUUUGAAAUUAACCGACGGUUUUUACAAUGUGCCCACAAACAACAGUGCCGUCGAAGACAUUGAGAUCGCAAGAUCAUCGAAAGAAUUGCCGAAUCGCAGUGUAUCCCAUCCGGACAAUCGGAACAAUAAUCCGUCGAUAUCACAAGACUAUUUCGUUGCCGGUGACAAUAACACGAAUGCCGACAAGGGAUCGGAAGAGAUUUACUUUAUCGAUGCGCCAACGGUGCCAAAAAUCGAACUGCCCUCAACAUCCUUUCAAUAUGUACCAUUCAAGCAUGUUCCCUACUUUCCCGACGAAUCGCCGCAACCAAUCAACAACAACAAUCCAAUCGAAGCGGCCGCAUUCAGUGACCCACGUUUCAAUAGAUUGGACUCCACAAUGUCGAACUGCAGCAUGGACAGCGAGUAUUUCGCUCAACAUAAAAACAUAAUUGAUGCGCGGAUAACAACACCGAAUUACUUCAUACCCAAAGCCAAUUUACAACAGAACGACACACUCGGCGAGGGUGAAUUCGGUAGUGUAUUCAAAGGCGUACUGAAAUCGAUCAACGGUUUGGAUGAUCUUCCCGUUGCCAUAAAGACACUUCACGACGAACACUGUAAACAGAAUAGAACCGAAUUCUUGAGAGAGGCCAGCGUUAUGAUCAAAUUGUCGCAUCAUUGCAUCGUUAAGCUCAUCGGAAUAUCUAAGGGUCCGCCAUUGAUGAUGAUUCAGGAAUUGGUACCACUAGGUUCGAUGCUAACCUAUUUAAUCGAACAUCCCAACGAGGUCAAUCCGAAUUUUGAAUUGAAAAUUUGGGCAUCACAGAUUGCCUGCGGAAUGAGUUACCUGGAAUCGCAUCAUUUCGUGCACCGUGAUUUGGCGGCUCGCAAUUGUCUGCUGGCAUCCAAACAUCAAGCGAAAAUUUCCGAUUUUGGUCUGUCUCGGGCUCUCUGCACUGAAAGCAAUUACUAUCAAGCGAGUCAAGGUGGUAAAUGGCCGAUUAAAUGGUACGCGCCCGAGAGUUUCAAUUACGGUAUAUUUUCACAUGCCAGCGACGUGUGGUCGUUCGGUGUAACACUGUGGGAGAUUUGGACCGGAGGUCUGCCACCGUGGGGUGACAUGAAAGGAGUGGACGUUAUAAAACUGGUCGAAAUAGGUAAACGAUUACCACGACCAGAUUCGGUGCCUGACAACGUUUACCGCAUCAUGGAGAAUUGCUGGAAUUAUAAUCCGAAAGACCGUCCUACGUUCCAGUAUUUGACACAAUUCUUUGCCAACGAUCCAGACUAUCAGAAUUUGAUUGAACUUAUCAAUACGGCGAACAUCAGCUGAAAAGGAUCGUCUUUUUGCUGCUCAGAACAUUUGACAUAGAGACGUGUCACAUUCAAUAAUCUCAAAUCAGUUGUUUCGGUAAGUAUAAUUUUCGUAGUGGAAUUUAAUAGAUUUUGUGUUUUAGUUUUUUAAUCAUUGUUUAGAUGAUAUAGGCCCUUGAAACGGUCGUUAAUACUCGGCAACAUUUCAGGUUGUUUCGUUAAAGUUAAAGUUAAAAUUUAUAUUUUUUUUGUCCUGUUAUUUAUUUAUCGAUAAUUUUAUUGAAUUUUUAUUUUUUUGACUUUAUUUUUGUUUUUUUAUUAUUUUUGUCUUCUUCACAUUUCAAUGAACUAACAUUCCUUUCAGUAAAUUGUAGAGAGCAUUUUAACCAUUUUUUGAUCAUUGACAAAUUUUUAGGUUUUUUUUAUUUAAAAAACAUUUUUUUAAAUCUACUGAGUGACCGUGUUUUGAUGAACCCGUACCAUCCGAUUUUUUUUUUCAAUUUUAAUGAGAAUACACAUUUGAGUCGAUCUUUACAACAGGCUUCCCACUCAUCCAUAUUAUUAUCUUCAUUUAAAAUAAAAAAAAAUAAAAAUACAAAUGUAAUAAUUGUCUGGAGUAAUUUUAUCGUUUUCGUGUGUUUAUUGACCUCGGUUACGCCUCGGAUCAACAAAAUUCACACGAAAACUUUACUUUUCCUCUUUUUUUUCCUAGUCAUGUAAAAGACUUUUUUUUGUUGAUAAAUCGUAAAACUAGGAGUGAAAUUUCUAUGAAACUCGGACCGCGCACAGUUUUUCCAAAAUUCGAAAAAACGACGUGAAUAAAAUCCAGGGAAAAAUCAACCGAUUUUCGUGAUCCUUUUUUUCUUCUUCUUCUUCUUUUUCUGCCUUUUUCUAUCCACUGCUGGACGUAGGCCUCCCUAAUUCUCUUCCAUUCCAAACGAUCCGUUGCCACUUGUUGCCAACUUGCGCCUGCAAUUCGCUUUAUACCAUUAUUCCAUCUCUCUGGUGGUCUACCUCUUGG
Bradysia coprophila is the source of this 4166-nucleotide messenger RNA. RefSeq names its product SH2 ankyrin repeat kinase (gene Shark). The record is from RefSeq and is a predicted model, not a curated record. Gene Ontology annotation, biological process: protein phosphorylation. NCBI's taxonomy places the organism in Eukaryota, Metazoa, Arthropoda, Insecta, Diptera, Sciaridae. Gene Ontology annotation, molecular function: protein tyrosine kinase activity; ATP binding; protein binding.